Populus euphratica (Euphrates poplar) is the source of this 3633-nucleotide messenger RNA. RefSeq names its product transcription coactivator (gene MEI1). Gene Ontology annotation, biological process: mitotic G2 DNA damage checkpoint signaling; mitotic DNA replication checkpoint signaling; DNA replication initiation. The coding region runs from base 151 to 3111 and encodes 986 amino acids. The record is from RefSeq and is a predicted model, not a curated record. Lineage: Eukaryota; Viridiplantae; Streptophyta; Magnoliopsida; Malpighiales; Salicaceae. The transcript has 17 exons.
CCCUUUGUGGUUUCACAUCUCCGCACUUUUAAAAAUUCUCUCCCCUCCAGGAAGACAAAUAAAAUCCCUACUCUCCACUACCUUUUGCUUACUAGUCUUCUCUCUCUCUCUGAUGCGGUCACCCAUAGCAUUUGCAAGAGAUAGAAGAAGAUGUUGAAUACGUGGCCUUUCAAGGGAGCGAACGUGUUCAUUUCCAGGAACCUUGUUCCUCCUGAGGUCUUCGACGCUCUUCUCGAUGGUCUCAAGCACAACGGUGCCGAUGUAUUUCUCUGCUGCGAUCCUUCGCGACACGGCCCCAACGAUUUCCACAUAAUCUCUUCUCCCGAUCAUGAGAAAUUCGAAGAUCUUAAAGCUAAGGGCUGCAAUUUGCUCGGUCCUCAUUGUGUGCUUUCUUGUGCAAAAGAACAUAGACCACUUCCUAAGCAGGGCUUCACUUGCUGCCUUGCAAUGGAUGGCAUCAAAGUACUCGCGUCUGGCUUUGACAUGGAUGAAAAGGUUAAGAUUGAACAGAUGGUAACAGCAAUGGGUGGGGUGUUGCAGACUAAAGCAUCUGUGGAUGUUAGAUUUGUCGUAGUGAAGAAUGUUUCUGCUGCAAAGUACAAGUGGGCUUUGAAUGUGCUGAAGAAACCAAUUGUCACUAUUAAUUGGUUAUAUCAAUGCUGGAAUGAGCACCGUGUUGUUCCUCAGGAAUCGUACAGGGUUCUUCCUUUUUCUGGAUUAACAAUAUGUGUUACAAGAAUACCAGCAGAUAAAAGGAAGGAGAUUGAAAAACUCAUCAUACAAAAUGGUGGGAAAUAUUCUGCUGAGCUGACCAAGAAGUGUACACAUUUGAUAUCUGAUGCUCCUGAAGGUGACAAAUACAAGGUUGCCAGAAGAUGGGGCCACAUUCAUAUUGUAACGAGGAAAUGGUUUGAUCAAUCUGUUGCUUGCAAAGCGUGUCUUAACGAGGAGUCCUAUCCUGUCCAGGGUGGUUGUCUAUCUUCAAGCAAAACAGUGAGGGGUCCCAUGAUUGCACAACACAGUCAAGACAAGUGUAUUGGGAACACGCUUUCUGUCCCAUCCUCAGUGGCUUCAGAAUCAAAUUUGCCUGCUACUACGUGUGCUGGGUCUUCAGAUCCAGACUUGGAAGCUACACUCUCACAAAACAUGUCUUCUAUGUUUUCAGAUUGUCCUGUUUCUAUAAAAGUGGUGGACUGUGAUAAGCCUAUGGUAAAGGAAACAAUCGCAACAAACCUUGAUGGUUGUGUUGCCGAUGACUCUCAAUCUGAAGAUAGUGAUAUGUACUUGUCGGAGUGUAGAAUAUCACUUGUUGGUUUUGAAGCUCCUGAAUUACGCAAACUAGUUAAUAUGGUGCGGAAAGGUGGGGGGUCGCGGUAUAUGACUUUCAAUGAUAAAUUGACCCAUAUUGUUGUUGGGGCUCCGACAGAGGUUGAAAAGAAGGAGUUAAGAGGGCUUGCAGCUUCUGGUGUUAUUAAUGUUGUUAGAGCUGCCUGGCUUGAAGAUUGUGAUCGUGAAAAGAAAGAGAUCCCUGUUCUCUGUCAGCAUAUUGCGUAUGAUUUACUUCUUCCCAAAGAUCCCGUGAGCUCUCUCAAAGGAACAAUUACAGGCAUGGCUCGUAAUCAAGCUAAGAAUUUCACUGUUCAUCCAAGCAUUCACUCUGAUCAGGUGCUCGGUGGUGCAAAUUCUGGCCUUAGAAUGCAAUCAUUAUUGAAAGAAAACAGAGAUGCGAAACCAGAAAUGAACAUAAAUUUGAGUACCCCUUUGGAAGGGACUGUGAGGUGGUCCCAACAAAAUGUAUUUCCUGUUGUAAACGAUCCAAAGAAGGGUGCAAAAAGGACUCAAAAUGAUUGCAGUGGUCUAGAUGUUCAAAGGAUGAAGUCAAUAAAUGUAUUUCAGGGGAAAACAUUUUGUUUUUCAAAAAGCUUUCCUGAAGAUAGGAGAUCUGAAAUUGUGCAAUGGAUCAAUCUAGGAGGAGGUGAGGUGUUGGUAGAUAUAGCAAAACAGAAAGUGCACUUCAUGAUUGAAUGCCAUGGUGUGAUAUCUAGGUCUGCUGAUGAUCCCCAGACUCUUUACGUGUCCAGUCACUGGGUCCGGUCUUGUUUGGAGGGUGGAUGUCUGCUGGAUAUCGGUAGUCAUAUUAUAUAUUCUCCACUUCCCUGCCGGAUUCCUUUGCCUGGUUUUGAAAAAUUCCGCUUUUGCAUCUCACAGUAUGAAGAGAAAGAUAGAUUGCUAUUAAGAAACUUAUGCUUUGUUCUUGGAGCUAAAUUUGUGGAGAAAUUGACUAGAAAGGUCACACAUUUAUUAUGCAAGUUUACCAGCGGGCCAAAGUAUGAAGCUGCCUGUAAAUGGAACAUAUACUUGAUUACAUCUGAGUGGAUUUACGAGUGUGUCAGGCAGAAUGAAGUUGUUGCAGUGGAUCAGUUUUGCCCAAAAGAAAUUACCUCUCAAGAUGAAGAGGCAGGAUUAUGCACUGUGAGCCAGUUUCCUACACAAGAUGUUCAAAUGAUAUAUGGAGAGAAUGCAUCUCAAUUUAUUACUCAGCCACAAGGCCUUAGAAACUCAUCAGCCCAAACUGGUGGUAGUUUAAUCAGCAGCUUCAUGGAAGAGGCCCAGCAUUCUACUGAUAUCUGUAAAAAGGCAAAGAUUCUUAAAGAUAAUGAUCAGAAGAGUCUGCUUUCAUCUAGAGUUAAGAGUGAUUCUACCCGCAAUAUAAAUUCCACUGAAGGUGACGACGCAAAAGAUAAUGGAGAAUCUUCUCAUGACAUUCCUGAUGUAGCUGCUGCUAUUGAGGACUUGUUGGAGCAGACAAGCAAGAUUCAAGAUCAGAAGUCACCAGGGAGGAGUGGGUGUGAUAAAAGUCUAUUUUCAUCUGACUGUUCAAUGCUUGGUGAAGGCCAUGGGGGUUCUCCCUCUGUGAUCGGGUUACCGAAGCACUGGUUAAGUAGGACUGGGAGAAGAGAUGAGCUAUCCAGUCCCAAAGAAGCAAAUGGAGGACCAUAUGAUAGUUUCAGCGAAACACAAACAGACUCUCAGGUUGUUGGUUAUGAAGAAGAUUUGACAGGGAGGCAAAUGCUUAUAGAUAGAGUUCGUACCAGAAGUAGCAUGACCUGAGCUGAAGCACAGGCGCAUUCCUUGCCUGACUGAAAGGUAAGAAGUAUCUCGGGAACAGAGAGUAUUAAAGGGAAAGGAAGAGAUAGUCAAUACAACAUUCUAUCGAGGCUACUUUUGUCCAAUAAAAUUGGGCAGCGCCACGCUAACACCACCAAAGACUGGCUGACAAACAACUAUAUAUAUAUCGGUCCCCACUAUUCGGUUUUGUCAAUUGGAGACUGGGAUUUGGAUGAAAGAAAGAAAAGGUCGACUGAAAUCUUUCACUAAUUCAGACGCUUAAUUAAUCGCUGGUCAGGUUAAAUAGACUCUUACAAGUCAUUGAUCUUAAUUAGCCUUUUCCUUUUUUACGUUUGGUUUAUAUAUUUAUUUUUGGGUCUUAAAUUUCAAAAUCAGUUGUAUUAAUUUUGAGAUUAAAAAAGACUAGAUUUUAGAAUAUUCAUGGGUUGAAAAAUGAGUUGUAACUUGAACGAGAGAACCUUUUUUUCUUGUAAUGGAUGCAAAAUUAGUGAAUGAUUUUUUGUU